Molecule: messenger RNA, 879 nt
Organism: Funneliformis geosporum
Lineage: Eukaryota; Fungi; Glomeromycota; Glomeromycetes; Glomerales; Glomeraceae
Source: the annotation of a GenBank genome assembly
AUGCAGAUAACCAUAAAUUCUCGAUCUGGGAAUUCCCAAAAAUUUCCUUUAACUAUUGACUUACCAGCUGACGCAACUGUUGACCAACUUAAACAAGCCAUAUAUAAAAAUGUAUCAAAAUAUUAUCCUGACCGUCAACGCCUGACUAUUAACCAAUCGGUUCUACAGGAAGGGAAAACUCUAAAGGAAUUUGAUGUUAAAGAUGGAGAUACCAUUUCGUUUAAAGACUUGGGUCCACAAAUCAGUUGGAGAACCGUAUUUUGUAUCGAAUACUUUGGACCUAUCGCAGUUCAUCCGAUAUUUUAUUAUUUCAAUUCUCAAAUUUAUGGUAAAGACUUUGAGCACAGUAAGAUGCAAACAAUCGCGUACUAUAUGAUUAUGGCUCAUUUCAUAAAACGCGAAAUUGAAACUUUAUUCGUGCACCGUUUCUCACAUGGCACUAUGCCUUUUACAAAUGUAUUCAAAAAUUCAUUCCAUUAUCACGCGCUUAGUGGUGUAAACUUGGCUUAUUGGGUAUAUGGUCCUUGGAAUGCUACUGGGAGUCUUGAUGGUAAACGCGAAGAUUGGCUUAUUUGGACCUGUGUGGGAAUUUUUGUCUGGGCACAAAUCUCUAAUUUUUAUACCCAUAUUAUUCUACGUAAUCUUCGUCCACCGGGAACUCGCGUUCGUAGGAUCCCUUACGGAUAUGGUUUUAAUUUGGUAUCCUGUCCUAAUUAUUUAUUCGAGACAAUCGUAUGGCUUAGCGUUUGUAUUUUAACCAAAUCUUUUGCAGGGUUUACUCAAAUGUACUUGUGGGCGGUGAAGAAACACAAGAGUUAUCGUAAAGAAUUUAAAGAUUACCCAAAGAAUCGUAAAGCCAUGAUUCCUUUUAUCGCUUAA